Molecule: messenger RNA, 1259 nt
Organism: Bradysia coprophila
Lineage: Eukaryota; Metazoa; Arthropoda; Insecta; Diptera; Sciaridae
Product: acyl-CoA Delta-9 desaturase pseudogene
Source: RefSeq, a predicted model, not a curated record
GGCUCAAGUACUUGCUUUUUUUAAUAGAAUGAGAUAACGAAAGUAAUUCACUGAGCAAUGUUGUUAAUUGAACUGUUGAGUCCGAUCAACAACAGUCUUAUUGAAAGUGAAAUUGAAUAAGGUGGACUAUGGCUCCAAAAGCAACAACAUCUGAGUGCACCGGAGUGUUAAAUGAACAAGAUGCCGAAACGAUUGACGGCGGACUCGCGAAAGAUAUCACACCGUUAACGUUAGCAAGGCCUCGGGAAUAUGAAUGGGUAUGGCGAAACAUUGCUGCUUUCAGUUUCCUUCACCUGUCCGCAAUUUAUGGAAUCUAUCUGCUCUUUACUUCCGCCAAACUGUACACAAUCAUGUUCGCCGUCGUUGUGUACUUUAUUUCCAUAUUGGGGAUAACUGCUGGUUGUCAUCGACUCUGGGCCCAUCGCUCGUACAAAGCAAAACUGCCGCUUCGAAUUUUGCUGGUAGCGUUCAAUACGAUAGCAUUUCAAGACUGUGCCCUACACUGGGCUCGAGAUCAUCGAGUUCACCAUAAAUUUUCGGAAACGGAUGCCGAUCCACACAACGCAAAACGAGGAUUCUUUUUCUCGCACGUCGGUUGGCUGCUGUGCAAAAAACAUCCCGAUGUGAUUGAGAAGGGAAAGAGUCUGGACAUUUCAGAUUUGUUGGCCGAUCCAGUGUUGGUCUUUCAACGUAAGUAUUACAUGAUACUGAUGCCAUUGGCCUGUUUCAUACUGCCAACGAUCGCACCGAUGUUCUUCUGGAACGAAACGUUUCUGAAUUCAUUCUUCGUUUCGACGAUGUUCCGUUGGACGUUCGUUUUGAAUUUUACAUGGCUGGUGAACAGUGCCGCACACAAAUGGGGCCACCGACCGUACGAUGUGAACAUCAAUCCGGCACAAAAUCCAAUCGUGUCGAUUCUAGUUUUGGGUGAGGGAUGGCACAACUAUCAUCAUGUGUUCCCGUGGGAUUAUAAAACAGCCGAAUUGGGUAACUAUCGAGCCAAUUAUACAGCUGCGUUCAUCGAUUUCUUUGCGAAAAUCGGUUGGGCUUAUGAGUUGAAGUCGGUUUCGCGUGAAAUUGUCAAAACGAGAGUCGAACGUACUGGUGAUGGAUCGCAUGCGAUAUGGGGAUGGGGUGAUAAAGAUCAGGAUGAGAAAGAUGUGGAAGUUGCGACCAUUACUCAUCCAAAAGUUGCAUAAUGGACGGAGUAGUGUACGGAGUCAAAGGAAUUGAAAGGCAAAAAUAAAGUUUGCAAAAAG